Moneuplotes crassus is the source of this 546-nucleotide messenger RNA. NCBI's taxonomy places the organism in Eukaryota, Ciliophora, Spirotrichea, Euplotida, Euplotidae. The record is from the annotation of a GenBank genome assembly.
AAAAUGUUUACUUUCUGUAAAGAAUGGUUCAAGAUUCUUCAGAAAUAUUCCCAAAGAGAAUGAAUUCUCAACAGUAUCAAACAAGACCUGAAGGAUCUGAAAGAACUUUCAGAGAAGACUUCUCAAGAAAGAGGAAAUGCAAGUCCUCCGGACUUGCAUUCUACCUUAGAUAGAACUCGUGAGCAAGUCCUUCUGAAAAUUUCAGGGCUCAAAGAAGACGACGAGAUUUUGUAUUGAAAUAUUAAAAGAUGAGUCAAUACUUUUUCGAAAGUAUUCAACUUUUCGAUUAAGUUCUUAUAAACUACCCUGAAUACUACUACAAAAGUAACAGAGGUAUUACUGCUUCUCCUCGUUCCCGUUCGGAUCUAGUCAGAAAUAGUGGAAAAUUUAAUAGAAGAAAUCACUUUCCAGUAAGAGUGACUUAUAAGAACUCAGAAUUGUUCAAAAAUUUAUUCCCAAGUCGGAAUAUGUUAGCUAAUGAUAUACUAAGGCUGAAGGAUAACCUCAGUCAGAUUUAAAACAGUAUUCCAAGUAUAAAGCAUUUCA